Molecule: messenger RNA, 948 nt
Organism: Quercus lobata
Lineage: Eukaryota; Viridiplantae; Streptophyta; Magnoliopsida; Fagales; Fagaceae
Exons: 7
Source: RefSeq, a predicted model, not a curated record
UUCUUGGAUUCUCCAACAAGUACAAGCACACCCACUUGUGUUUCUUUAAGUAGGUCUGUAUAUGUAUCUAAGGAAGCAUAUGAGGAAUUCAAACAUGUUCUUCUAGCCUUUAUAUAUGACAAAGCUGAUCAAACUUCUCCAAUGGCAAAUGAGGUGCGAUAUCUUACUCAGAGGUUGCUCCUUGAAGAACGUGAUCCCCCUGCAACCCCACAUGAGAGUCUAUAUGAAGCAGCUCCUUUUGAUGAGGUGGACAUUCAAGCUCUCGCACAUGCUAUAGAGCUCACAAGACAAGGGGCAAUUGAUAGCUUGAGAUUUUCGAAGGGUGAUUUAUUUCUGGCAUUUCAGAAUGAAUUAUGUACAAUGAGUUUGGAUGUUUCCAUGCUUGAUGAGCUUGUUUGUGAGUAUUGUGUUUAUAGGGGAAUUGUGGAUUCUAGCCUGGCAUCCACUUCAGCAUCAGACAUGCAAACAGUUUCCGAACCUAAAGCUAAUCAACCAAAGCCUGGGUACUGUUCAUCAAGAAAUUGUUCUCUUGAAGCGGAUUCAGGUGCCAAUAAACAUUCCGACGGUGAGACCUCCAUUAUUAACAAUACUCACAUGGAUGCUUUUCCUGAAAAUAUUGCUGAUGUGAGUAGUAGGCAAGGAGUGGAUGUUGAGUUAUGGUAUGCUUGUGAGCCAACGCGCAACUAUGAAGACUGUAGCACCAGUGGGUUGCAUCAGCCUGAAAAUCCAAGGGUUCUGCAGAGACAUAGAACCCAUGGAACUGGAGAAAGGAGUAAACGCAAGCGUUGGAGCCUUGGAGGGGAAGACAUGAUGACCAAGAUUCAUGGAACCACUGCCCUUGAUGUCAUCACCCGGAUAAAGGGCCAGAGAUUGGCGAAUGAUCAACGGUCCUUGGGAAUGCCUCCAUCUAUCGUGUUUUGUGGAGUAUUUGCUUCUCAUUUCAACUAG